GGAAACACUGGGCGAGUCAUGGAAGGGAGAUACAAGGACUACAGGAUCCGCUUCUCACCCGGCUGGGUCGAGGUUGUGCAGGAUGAUGUUACUGUUCCUAGUAGAAGGGCUCUGAUAACGGGGGCAACCGGACUUCUUGGUCGAGCUGUAUACAAAGAGUUUAAGGAGAACAGCUGGCAUGUGCUGGGCUGCGGGUACAGUCGUGCUCGACCCAGAUUCGAAUGCCUCAACCUAUUGGAUGAAGCAGCGGUGAAAGCAUUGAUCCAAGACUUCAAGCCUCACGUGAUCAUUCAUUGUGCUGCAGAGAGGAGACCAGAUAUUGUCGAAAGUCAACCAGAGUUAGCUUCAUUACUAAAUGUGGUGGCAUCUGAGAAUUUAGCAAAAGUAGCCGCUGGAGUUGGAGCGUUUCUAAUUUAUGUUAGCUCAGAUUAUGUCUUUGAUGGAACAAGCCCGCCUUACAGGGAAGAUUCCAUACCACAUCCCUUGAACCUUUAUGGCAAGACAAAACUGGAUGGAGAGAGAGCAGUGUUGCAGAAUAAUGAAGGUGCUGCAGUUCUUCGAGUGCCAGUUAUGUAUGGAGACGUGGAAAAACUUAGUGAAAGUGCUGUCACAAUUCUUUUUGAUAAGGUGCAGUUUAGCAACAAGUCGGCAAAUAUGGACCAUUGUCAGCAAAGGUUUCCUACUCAUGUCAAAGAUGUUGCUACAGUUUGUCUUCAAUUAACAGAGCGAAAAAUACAGGAUCCCUCUAUUAAGGGAAUAUACCAUUGGUCUGGAAAUGAGCAGAUGACCAAAUACGAAAUAGCUUGUGCCAUGGCAGAUGCCUUCAACCUUCCCAGCAGCCAUCUGCGUCCAAUCACAGAUGAGCCCGUAGGAGCGACUCCUCGGCCAUGGAAUCCACAACUGGACUGUUCGAAACUGGAGAAGAUGGGCAUUGGCCAGAGAACACCGUUUAGAGUGGGAAUUAGGGAAACCCUCUGGCCGUUCUUAGUGGACAAGAGAUGGAGACAGACAGUCUUCCACUAGGUGUUAAAUAUUUCCCCAGACAAAAUAAAAAUAGAUAUCUCUACAUUUUUCUUAAAGAAAAUUAGUUUUAUAUGUUAGUGGUUAAAGAAAAAAAGAAAUUAAUUACUGUGUUGGCAGUUUAAAGAACAAACUUUUUUUUUUUUCUUAAAAUUGUAUGUUUAUCAGAUAAAGUUCUAAUUAAAGGGUGCCUAAAGCC
Xenopus laevis (African clawed frog) is the source of this 1219-nucleotide messenger RNA. It is a transcript of the gene mat2b.L, whose product is annotated as methionine adenosyltransferase II, beta L homeolog. Gene Ontology annotation, biological process: S-adenosylmethionine biosynthetic process. The record is from RefSeq and is marked provisional. Lineage: Eukaryota; Metazoa; Chordata; Amphibia; Anura; Pipidae. Gene Ontology annotation, molecular function: methionine adenosyltransferase regulator activity. Gene Ontology annotation, cellular component: methionine adenosyltransferase complex.